AUGGCUCCUGAUCUGAAUUCAGUUCCCGCUUCACCACGUCCCGCUGCAAACUCAAUGUCAGCCCCGCAGCAAAUCUCCCAGCAAUCCUCCGCUACAACCUCUCGACGCGCAUCGCAAAUAUUCCCAAUGAGCCCACCACCACUGCCUCUGGCGUCCCCAGGCGGCACGCUCCCAGUAACCUCACAGCAUGGCCAUCUGCCGUUCCCACCUCUGAGUCCGAGUCUCACGGGACCGUUUCCGAGCGUCGAUGCCAGCGGAGUGCCGAUGAGACAUCCUAGGCCUUUGACGGCAGCUGAACUGCACAUGGAAUGUGAGAAAGAGCAGGAAGCUGUUGUCAACCGCCUCACUCGCGAGCUUUCCAACCUCAGAGCGCACUCUGCGUCGGUCGCCUCCACCGCCAGCUCUACUUCCAACAACCCAGGCCUGCUCCUUGACACUUCGGACCCCGCAACCACUCACGGUCCCACUCACCCAACUGGCUCGCGCCGCCAUCGCAGCUCGUCAAGCGUCAGCCGUACCUCCGCGGGUAUCCCACUCAAUGCGACGACGGUGGGGAUUCCGCACCAGCACCGGUAUUCGGGUGCGGCACAGCAGGAGCGGGAUGUGAGAAGUGCGUCGGUUGUUUCCACGCCUAGAUAUGAAGAGGUGGCGCACUAUAAACUUGAGCUCGAUGAUGCAAAGCGGGAGAAUGAUAUGUUGCGGAGGCGGAUCAGAGAGUUGGAAGGGUUGGUGAGGGAGAGGAGAGGCAGCACAAGUGGAAGUGAGGUUGGCAGGAGGGGAAGGAGUGGUGCAGGAGAGCGUGUGGCCACUGAUAGAGCGGCUGCUGUUAGCAACCGGGAGGGAAGUGCGGCCGCAACGCAGGACGUGUCGGAGACGGUCACGCUGCUUGAAGAGUGAGAAGAUGGGUUUGGGGACCCGGUGUGGUCAUUUUCAGUAGUGUUUUCAUCGGUAGAGGACCGGACACCAACAGGUAUGGUUAAUUUGCUAGAGACAUAAUGGGUCUCUGGUGUACCUUUUCUCCUUGCAUUCCCUUUUUCUGGUCAGAAGCCGGCGAUGUGUAAUUCAGCGGAAAAGCUGUUGGG
Messenger RNA from Mytilinidion resinicola, 1082 nucleotides. RefSeq lists its product as uncharacterized. Lineage: Eukaryota; Fungi; Ascomycota; Dothideomycetes; Mytilinidiales; Mytilinidiaceae. The record is from RefSeq and is a predicted model, not a curated record. The transcript has 2 exons. The coding region runs from base 1 to 897 and encodes 298 amino acids.